Messenger RNA from Bombyx mori (domestic silkworm), 1286 nucleotides. RefSeq lists its product as uncharacterized. Bases 821 to 1228 code for a protein of 135 amino acids. The transcript is spliced from 8 exons. The record is from RefSeq and is a predicted model, not a curated record. NCBI's taxonomy places the organism in Eukaryota, Metazoa, Arthropoda, Insecta, Lepidoptera, Bombycidae.
ACAAAUAGACAACUUCAAAAUCUACGCUUGCUUUUUCUAAAGUAUUGUACAUAACAAUGUUUGUGAUAAAAAUUUCUUUGAGUAUUAUUUAUAGCUUGCAACUUUGUAGCACGAUAGACGCAGAUGAAUUUAAAACGAAAGAUACAAUAUUGAAGUUAAAUCCAGUCGAAUUAUUAGAUCUUGUGUUGGAAGAGCAGCUAUCUGCUCACGGUCGAACAAAACCUAUUAUCGAUGUAAACGAUAUGGGUUGUACAGAAUACGACCGAGAUGACGUUAUAGAAGGAACAGAACAUGCCAAUAAAGAUGAAGAAAGACUUAAAGCUCGUAAGGUAUGGAGUCGAUGGAGUAAGUGGAGUGGGUGCUCAGUGAGUUGCGGAGAAGGCAAUAUAGUCAGGUGGCGCGUGUGUGUGGCGGGACGGUGUGCCCUUAACGAACGCGAAGAACAACUGCGUCCAUGCACUCGCGCUCCGUGCAACGAUCCUAUAGAUGACACGCAUGAUAGUGAAUAGUCUAGGCUUUUCUAAUAUUUAUGAGAAAAAUACUGGUGAUACCAAAUGAUUUCGCAUAUUGACUCAAUUUCGAUAUUUUUGGAAAUUGUACACUUUUAAUGCGAAAAGACGAUAAAUAAGUGUGUUCUGAAACUUCUGAAUAAGAGAAACCGGGAUUUAACUCAGGAUUUGUCCCACGUGCAUUUAAAAAUGAGCGUAUUAAAUAUAGUUAGACGGUAAAAUACAUACACGAAUUGGUUCAACACUAUUUUGAGUUUACAACAGCAAACAGAGUAUCAUUCUGGGAAUAUACUUCCAAUGGCCAUAUUUACAUGGAAUACUUUGCCACAAGAGACAAUCAACAGAAGAAUGGAUCGAAGCCAGAGGCUAAGGAUAUUUCAACAUUCCCAACGAAUAUGAAUUCCUUUUGGAUAAACAAGCCCAUCUCACAUCUUUCUCAAUAUGAUGGCUUGCAGAAACGCACUGCAUUCAGACCACCACACAAAUUAACAAGACUAUCUAAAACUUUUUCAUACGAUUUUGAACCCAUAUUCAAUAAGGGAUCUUUUGAACCUUUCGAACGUCGACGAAGACCUGUCACUCUAGUGGCUUUUAGAAAAAAUGGUUUCGUUCCACGAAGGCUCGCAAAGAUUGUUGAGAACACACCAUUGGAAGUAGCAGAACUUCAGUCUCCGUUUAACGAAGUGAGCGAUAUCUGGCAGCAAGAACCCGAUGAAUAAAUGAAUCGUGAAAACACUUUUAUCACUUAUUUCAAAUAAAAAAUUAUUUUGAAAAGUU